AUGAACAGCUCGGAGGUCUCCAACUUUACAAAUCAGGACUUUCGGUCGGACAAAGCUCCCAUUACUUCCUUGACUCAAGCAACCUCACCUUCGGUCGGAGGUAGGUUUACAUUUUAUCUAUGGGUAUUCGAGUCAUCUUUAUCAUUUUGGAAUCUGUUCGGUCACUUUUUCGAUUAUGUUUGAGCAAAUUUUAUAGUUUUUGGAUGAUUUUGUUCUCCUUGGUUUAGAUUUUGUAUCCUGUCGCCUUUUCUGGUCUUUCGGGAGAUAAUUACCUCAAGUGUCUGUAUUACAUGGUUUACUAUACAUUACUCAACCUUACUUAUCACUUGUCACAUGACAGUUAGUGUAAACCGAUAAUUUGAUGUCACGUGCUGCAGAACAAGUUGAUCAAUUCAGUAAUUCAUGUUGGGAGAUUUCGAUCCUCCGCCCGGUCUAGUCGCUUUUUAUUUUUUAAAUGUUUUUCGCACUGAAUGAAGGAGAAGGGCUCUCUAUCCCUUUCUCUACUUGUGGCGGACAAACGUGAAAAUAGACAAAAAAAGAAAAGAGUACACUACUUUCAUUCAGCAACAACAAUAUGAAAGAAAGAAGUCCACUGUUUUAGAGAGUUUGUUGCACUUUUAGGAGGAAUCAACUGGUAACAGAGCUGUGUCUGGUUUAGUUUAGCCACAGUGGUACUGUUUUUACAGUUUUUUUUUCGUUUUGGGACAUUGUAGAUGUAAUUUGUCUAUUUUCUGACGUUUCUUUAUUUUUUUUGGCAUUAUUUUUGAAACUUGUUGUGUAAAUAGAGGUUUUCUUGAGUUUUAACUAAAGAAACACUUUUAAAACGGGUCAACUCUCUCGCUUCUCUUGUAAAACAAUCUUCAGUCUCAUAUACAUAAUGAUAUUAUCACUUUUAGUUUCGUUUAAGGCGCUUUGGGCAUAAGAUAUACGAAGAGCGUAAAAUUAUAUUAAAAUUAACACGAAAACAUGCAUAUUUUGUCUUUUUCAAGCGAAUUUUCAUUUUUAUAUCAAAAAGUCUUAAAAUUUCACAAAAUUUGUCAAUUUGUGUAAAAUCAGUGAAGGAAUUGAAGUUAUUCUACCUUUUUCGAGUAUCUGAAUCUGUAAAUAUUUAUUUAAAAAAGCCGAGCCAUGUGUGAACACCACUGGCAAAGUUCAGGUGAGAUGCGGUUCAGCCUCACUCACCCACUUAAUUCCUCCUUGCCAUUGUUGGCAUUGCCGGGAAACGUGGGGCCCAAAAACGUUCACUCGCAGCCGACUCAGUCUGCGUGAGCCCUGCGGCGGGCGAGCCACACGGGGGAUGUAGAGGGAGGGUUGUCUCAUGUCCUCGUCCGUAAGAUAGACAUUGGCAGUUUGCCUCCCGCAACCCAUUACCUGAAAAGUCUUCCUUUUGUUGUGUGUCUCGGCCCGUUUCGGUUUACAACACUUAACACACAUUCGCUCUCUCUCUACGCUGCCUUUUCUUAUCAACAGCGGCUGGUGGCAUUUGUUCGCUAUGUUUUACACUUAAUGAAAUUCGGUGCGUCGCUUCAUCAAACGUCACUCUAAUAAAGGGGUUUCAGAUAGGAAACGUCGGGCGACGGACGAGGCUACACCCGCUGAUUGGAAGAGCGCCAGGCCCAAGCUGGAACAGACCAUGGCCGACGACGACUGGCCGUCCCAGAACUUCCGUGACCAUGUCAUCAACAGACUGUAAGUGAUUUGAUAUGAACUUUUUGUUCUUAUCAAUAAUAUUUUGUAGACUUAAGUAGGUUUUGGGAUGACUUUGUUUACGAGUUCGGUCAAAAAGUGCAUAGAACUGCCCUUUAUGUGUUUUUUCUUAAGUUUCGGAUUUAAUUUUUAAAAACGUCAUCAAGUUUAGACAGUAAUUACUCAACGAUAUUCACAUGGUAAAAUCAGAAUUGGUAUGCAAAUUUUUCAGAGAACCCGAAUUGGCACGGAAUCGCCAAAACGCCCCCAACCUUCCAGUACCCGGUGAUGCAAGACAGGUAGAGGAGUACGUGUUCCAGAAGUGCGUUAGCAAGGACGAGUACAUGAGGACAAUAGCCAAAGUAAUCAAUGCAAUAAACUGUAAUUCCAAGACGGUGGUCGUUCCUCCCGUCGUUCACAAUGGCAACGGACAAGCUAACACAACAUCGCCAGGACAAGCCGGCAACGGAAUCGGUAGUAAACCACAGGUGCGUCCUCAGGUACGUUUCGUAUCUGCAUAAAAUAUCUGUUCUAAAAGGUUAUUAACGAUUUACCUUAUGUUAGAAGUGAUUUACAUUGUAUUAGAAACCAUUUUGAAACUUAAAAACCCUAACUAUACCAUUUUAAAAAGUUUUAUGUUUUAGGUACCCCCAGACCCACGCCCAACGCACCAGCGUGGCAUGACUCUCGACUCUCAGAACUCGAGAUUCCAGACUCCACCUCUCGGUCAACCCCCUCCGGUCAUCAAUACCUCACAGCCUGUAAAUAAUAUGGUGCCGCCUCAGCUGAGUUCUCCUAUCACAUCCAACAUGCCAAACAAGAUGCCCCCUGUCCAGAAUGGUCCUCCUCAUCAGUAUGCCAACUAUGGCCAAUGUAAGUCUAAACCUUCCGAUUCAGAUUCCGUUUUAGACAAUCCCCAGAGAAUCCCGAACAAUCAGUACGGUAUGCCUGACACCGGAAUGGGUUACGGUAUGCCACACAAAGGCUACGAGACCAUCCCCAAGGUGGAACCCAACAUUCCUAUGGUACAGAGUGUAGAACAACAGCUGAUGCAACAACAACAGAGAAUGUGGACUCCGAAUGGCCCAGCCGACCAACUGACUGGUCGACCCAUCUACCCCAACCAGAUGAGUCAAGGCAUCAUGAACGACUACGAUCUUCCUCCUAACAUCGCGUGCAACUUCAAGAGGCCAGAAGACGCCAGAGCCUACGUUGAGAAGAUCCGAGCUCUCUCCAGAUACACCAACACCAUCCGCAACAUGAUUCCCUACGCCAGUGCAGAAAGCGCGGCCAAGCUACAGUUCGCGUACGAUGGAAUCACCUUCCGGAAGUACAUGAGCCCAGAGAACAUCAAAGGCAUCGAGAACUUCGUCCAGAGAGAAAUCACACAUCAACAGCCGUACCGUGACAACAUGAACAUGAACGACCAGAUGAUGGUCAAUCAACCUCCUAUGAGCGCCUACAACCCCUUCCAUGGGAUCCAGCUGGCAGCAAAGCCAAUGGCAGCAGGGCAUGCCCCCAUCCAACCCCUCCAUGAUCCCACCCCCCAAUGGUCAAUAUGCACCACCAGGAUCUUAUCCAUCUAGCUCGUCAGUCUACGGUCAGCCAACUCAACAGCCAAUCCAGUCAGGCCGGCCUUCACCCUACCCUCUACCUCACAACAAGAUGUAUCCCAACCACACGAUGAUGCCCCAGCAUCAGCAGCCCAUGAGUCAGCAGCCCCCCAACUCGUCUUAUCAACAAUAUCAGCAGUAUAACAUGCCGCCUCAACCCAUGAAUUCACAUCCCAGUCAGAUGCCGGCGAACAACGUGCCGAACCCCAUGAACAGCACGAUGAAUAUAGGAAGUUACGAAGACCCGCAACAGAUGCCCGCCUUGGAUACUCCUAACAACAUGGUACGAGGCUACAGCAACAUGAUGCCUCAGCACGGUGACGGUGACACUAGUGUAGCGGCAGCCAUGAUGAAGCUACCAGACCAAGCACGGACCGAGUUCUCCAACUUCGAGCAUAGUGUAAUGUACAACAAGGUAGAGCCCAGUGGAGAUGGAGCCAGUCUGGUCGUGGUUUGUGCUUUGAGUAGGUUAUACCGUUUGUUACUCUGUGAUAAGGUCGACAAGUUUUGGAAUUUUGAAUUAAAGCAAUGGCAUCUUUUAAAAUACAUCUUUUUAAAAAAUUAUCUUUACAAUCAUUGGUAGUACUCACUUGCACAUUUCAGAACGGGAACAAGUACCAAACCUUCGAGUUGUCGUUCCAAGGGCGUACCCAAACCAAUUGGCCACAGUUGAGAGGGACACAUUAGAUCUUGGUAUGUUUCCAAAAAUUUUCGUUUUAAAAAUAUUAUUUUAACACGAAUUUAAAAAAGAAUAAAUAGUGAGUCAAGAUUUGAAUAAUUGCCUAUUAAUGCUUGCUUUACAGACGCUUUUUACUACGACGAUCUUCUGAAUCUUAUCCACGAACAAAUCAAUAAGGCUCCGACUUCGGUUACUGACAUCUUAAAUAUCUGGGUACGUUUGUUUUGCAUCUUUGGGUACAUUUGUGGCUAAAAUCAGAGAAAAUCUGCAAAUUUAUGUAACUAUUCAGUUUUUUUGAAAUUUUUAAGGCUUUUGUUAUAAUACGCAAAAAAUGAAGUUGACGUGUACCUAACAUAUCAAAGUGAUACCUAAAUAUUCAUUUUAAACCCUUUCAAUUGAUUUAUACGGUGUGAUGUUGUAGGAGAACACAGUUAUGCAGUACAACAGUCAGCCGAUGGGAGGCGGCGGCUUCGACGACCUUCUAACUGGCACCAACUUUGGCGACAUCACAUAA
Bursaphelenchus okinawaensis is the source of this 4492-nucleotide messenger RNA. The record is from the annotation of a GenBank genome assembly. NCBI's taxonomy places the organism in Eukaryota, Metazoa, Nematoda, Chromadorea, Rhabditida, Aphelenchoididae.